Thlaspi arvense is the source of this 1275-nucleotide messenger RNA. The record is from the annotation of a GenBank genome assembly. Lineage: Eukaryota; Viridiplantae; Streptophyta; Magnoliopsida; Brassicales; Brassicaceae.
AUGGUCCGGCCCGCCGCCGAGACCCCCUCCACUUACCUAUGGAACUCGAACGUGGACCUCGUCAUCCCCAGGUUCCACACCCCCAGUGUCUACUUCUACAGGCCCACCGGCUCCCCUAAUUUCUUCGACCCCAAGGUCAUGAAGGAGGCCCUUUCCAAGGCCUUGGUCCCCUUCUACCCCAUGGCCGGCCGCUUGAAGAGGGACGACGAUGGCCGUAUCGAGAUCGACUGCAACGCCGCCGGCGUUCUCUUCGUCGUCGCCGAUACCCCCUCCGUCAUCGACGAUUUUGGGGACUUCGCUCCCACCCUCAAUCUCCGCCAGCUUAUUCCCGAUGUUGAUCACUCCCCCGGCAUUCAUUCCUUCCCGCUUCUCGUUUUGCAGGUGACCUAUUUUAAAUGUGGUGGGGCUUCCCUUGGGGUUGGCAUGCAGCACCAUGCGGCGGAUGGUUUCUCCGGUCUCCAUUUCAUCAACACAUGGUCUGAUAUGGCCCGUGGUCUUGACCUGACCAUUCCACCCUUCAUCGAUCGUACCCUCCUGCGCGCUAGGGACCCGCCUCAGCCUGCUUUCCAUCAUGUUGAGUACCAGCCUGCCCCCAGUAUGAGGGUCCCUCUCGAUCCCGCCAAAUCAGGCCCUGACAACACCACCGUCUCCAUCUUCAAAUUAUCGCGCGACCAGCUUGUUGCUCUCAAGGCUAAAUCCAAGGAGGAUGGCAACACCGUUAGCUACAGCUCAUACGAGAUGUUGGCAGGUCAUGUCUGGAGAUCCGUCGGGAAGGCCCGCGGGCUUCCAGACGAUCAAGAGACCAAACUGUACAUUGCUACGGAUGGGAGGUCAAGGCUGCGCCCGCAGCUUCCCCCUGGUUACUUCGGCAACGUCAUAUUCACUGCCACUCCACUGGCCGUUGCAGGGGAUCUGCUGUCAAAGCCAACAUGGUAUGCUGCAGGACUGAUUCAUGAUGUCUUGGCUCGCAUGGACGAUAACUAUCUGAGGUCUGCUCUUGACUACCUGGAGAUGCAGCCCGAUCUGUCAGCCCUGGUCCGCGGUGCACACACCUACAAAUGUCCGAAUUUGGGAAUCACAAGCUGGGUCAGAUUGCCUAUUUACGAUGCAGACUUUGGUUGGGGUCGCCCCAUCUUCAUGGGACCUGGUGGCAUUCCAUACGAGGGUUUGUCCUUUGUGCUUCCUAGUCCUACAAAUGAUGGCAGCUUAUCCGUGGCCAUUGCUCUCCAGUCUGAACACAUGAAACUCUUUGAAAAGUAUUUGUACGAGAUAUGA